Schistocerca piceifrons (Central American locust) is the source of this 672-nucleotide messenger RNA. RefSeq names its product glutathione S-transferase 1-like. Gene Ontology annotation, biological process: glutathione metabolic process. Gene Ontology annotation, molecular function: glutathione transferase activity. The transcript has 5 exons. NCBI's taxonomy places the organism in Eukaryota, Metazoa, Arthropoda, Insecta, Orthoptera, Acrididae. The record is from RefSeq and is a predicted model, not a curated record. Bases 4 to 672 code for a protein of 222 amino acids.
GUCAUGCCCAUCACACUGUACUUCGACGGAGCUGCCCCCUCUUCGAGGAUAGCUCUGGCAGUAGCAAAGGCUGUUGGAGUAGACGUCAUAGUCAAAAAAAUAGACUUGGCUUCAAAGGAACACCUCAAGGAAGAUUAUCUCAAGUUAAAUCCACAACAUACGGUACCAACGCUUAUCGACAAUGAUUUCAUCCUUUGGGACAGCCAUGCAAUAGCAACGUACCUCGCUUCACAGUAUGGCAAAGACGAUUCCCUCUACCCAAAAGACCCAAAGAAGCGAGCGGUCGUCAUCCAGAGACUGUUUUUCAAUGAAGGAGUCCUGUAUUCUCGCCUAAGAGCUGUUGGCACUCCUUUAUACUUUGGGCUGAAAACUACAGUGGACAAGGACAAAAAGGACGCCCUGUAUGAGGCACUCGACUUUCUGGAGAAGUUCCUGGAGCGCACUGGCUGGGUGGCUGGAGACCACGCCACUAUCGCAGACAUCGCAUGCGCUGUAACCGCCUCCAGCAUAGAGGCUAUAGGAGCGGACCUGAGCGGCUUCCCGAAGACCCGGGACUGGCUGGGGCGCUGCAGGAAGGCCAUCCGCGGGUUCCGCGAGGCGGACGACGAGGGCGCCCGCUUCCUGGGGGAGACCAUCCGCGGCCGCAUGCAGCCGCGCCAGCUGGUCCGCUAG